This is a messenger RNA of Ziziphus jujuba (common jujube), 1444 nucleotides long. RefSeq names its product RHOMBOID-like protein 3. Gene Ontology annotation, molecular function: serine-type endopeptidase activity. Lineage: Eukaryota; Viridiplantae; Streptophyta; Magnoliopsida; Rosales; Rhamnaceae. Bases 197 to 1171 code for a protein of 324 amino acids. Gene Ontology annotation, cellular component: membrane. The record is from RefSeq and is a predicted model, not a curated record. The transcript has 5 exons. Gene Ontology annotation, biological process: proteolysis.
GGCGGUUAGAGACCUGAAAAUGCUCACCCACUCUCUCUCUCACUCUCUCUUUCUCGGCGUCUUCGUCCACACCAUUAAAGACUUCACCAACUCAAUCAUUCCAAACCUUCUCAAAUCCAUCUAAAGCCAUCUACAGAGCUUUGUAGGAGAGAGAGAGAGAGAGAGAGAGAAAUAAAAAACAGAAAGAGAAAUAUUAAUGGCUGGUGAAGAUCUAGAAAGCAGAGGUGGAGUAGUGAAAAACAGAGCAAACGGCAGCUACUCAUCGUCUUCUUACAUCGUGGAUGAUACAGAAACCCAAUGGACUUCUUGGUUGGUGCCCAUGUUCGUCGUCGCCAAUAUCGCCAUGUUCAUUGUGGUGAUGUUCAUCAAUAAUUGUCCACAUCAAAAUUCUGCCGGGUUCCAACCCAAGUGCGUCGCUAAGUUUCUUGGGAGGUUCUCGUUUCAGCCUUUGAAGGAGAAUCCUCUCUUUGGCCCUUCUUCUUCAACAUUGGAAAAAUUGGGAGCUCUUGAAUGGAACAAAGUUGUGCAGAGGCAUCAAGGAUGGAGGCUUGUGACUUGUAUUUGGUUACAUGCUGGAGUCAUUCAUCUACUUGCAAACAUGCUGAGUUUGGUCUUUAUUGGAAUUCGCUUAGAGCAGCAAUUUGGAUUUGUGCGGGUUGGAGUUGCGUACCUAAUCUCAGGCUUUGGUGGGAGCGUACUCUCUUCGUUGUUUAUCAGAAAUAAUAUCUCAGUUGGUGCAUCUGGCGCUCUGUUUGGGCUGCUUGGAGCAAUGUUGUCAGAACUUCUCACCAACUGGACUAUUUAUACCAACAAGGUUGCAGCUCUGUUAACACUUUUGAUCAUCAUUAUCGUAAACCUUGGGAUUGGAAUUUUGCCUCACGUUGAUAAUUAUGCCCAUAUUGGUGGGUUUUUGACUGGUUUUCUGCUUGGCUUUGUUCUGAUGCCGCGUCCACAGUUUGGUUGGUUGGAGCAGCAGAAUCUUCCUUCCAAUGUUCAUCUCAAAUCCAAAUACAAGACUUACCAAUAUGUUCUGUGGAUUCUUUCUGUUGCUUUGCUGGUUGUUGGGUUUACAGUGGCAUUGGUGAUGCUGUUCAAGGGAGAGAAUGGGAAUGAUCAUUGUCAUUGGUGUCACUAUCUCAGCUGUGUACCGACUUCAAGAUGGAAUUGUUGAGGAAGUUGAAGUUGGAUUUGCUUCACUUUCUUUUGGGAUUUCUUUACCCUUUUUUUUUUUUUUUUUUUUUUUUUUUUUUUUUUUAGCGGCUUCUGUUGUAAAUUGUAGAUGCUAUAGUUACUGGUAUAUUUAUUAUGAUGCUUAGUGUUUACGUUUGACAGUCACAUUUAUGCCAUAUACCAAAUACUUUAUAGUAUCUUUCUGUUCUUUGCGCAAGUUUUGUUUCCAUCAAUGCAAUUAGUAAAACUGCAGCGAAUAAAUUUUAGUCUAAUA